GGGCAGAGACAGCGAGAAAUCCCUCUAAGGGGAAAAGAAGCAAAUAACACAUAACAUUAUUUAUCUAGCAUGGGCUUGGCAUAACUCAGACUAUAAGGAUUUAAUUAUCUCUGCUUCCUCGACAAUGCCCUCUCAAUCUAUCAGCCAAGGUAUCGGGCGACUUUCACGUCCACAUUCCGUGAUACCGAUCUUGCUCAGAGCCAGGCAUUCCCGGUCCUUUACAUGCUCACCAAAACAGCAGAAAGCAUCUGAUUGGAGCGCUGUGCAGUACUUGAAAUUUGAAGAUGAGCGUACAAGACCCGUUCGGGACCUCCUAGCCCAAAUCCCACUUCAAUCUCCGAAACACAUUGUCGAUCUAGGCUGCGGGCCGGGAAACUCAACCGCCGUUCUCGCAGCCCGCUAUCCACAUGCCCAUCUCGAGGGAAUAGAUUCUUCUCCUGACAUGAUCAAAAAAGCAAGAGAAGUGUUACCGAACAUUCCUUUCAGCAUAGAAGAUCUGAAUUCCUACGUACCGAAUCAGCCUGUGGAUCUCUUCUUCUCAAACGCUGUUUUCCAAUGGCUGCCAUAUGCGGACCGCAUCAAUGUCAUAGCCCGACUUAUCCAGACGCAGCCAUCUGGUGGUGUCUUUGCCUUGCAAGUGCCGGAUAACUUUCUGGAGCCUUCGCAUAGCGCAAUGAGAGACACCGCGACCAAGGGACGCUGGGCAGCGACACUAGAUCACUUCCAGCCGGCACUGGACCCAUUUCAGUCAGUGCAGGAAUUAUACAAUCAUCUAAAGCCUCUCUGUUCCACCAUCAACAUGUGGCAUACGCACUAUCAUCAUGUGCUUGAAAAUCAUGAGGCGAUUGUAGAAUGGGUCAAGGGAACCGGAUUGAGACCCUUUAUCGACCCGCUUUCCUCAGGCGAGAGAGGGGGGUUCCUCGAGGCCUACCUGGAGCGACUGAAGCAGAUAUAUCCUAUUUCGUAUGAUGGCAAGGUGGUUCUGCGAUAUCCACGUCUAUUUGUUGUUGCAGUACGAGCAUGAAAUGUUUCGACUUUGAUCCUCUUGAAUUGUUGGUUUAACGUUUGAAGAGUUAAGCGUUGUAUAUCUCUGCCUGGCAUAUCCGUUUUAGGAUGCAAAAGCUACACUAGUAAUGUUCAAACCUGAUCUAUUCCCAAAUCCAAGUUCAAUAUGCUCCGUACAGUCGUACUUCAUGGACUCCCGUACCAACUUUACAAGCUUUUGUAGAUAUUCAAAGUAUCAGCUGUAACUUGAGAACGAUUUUAGUAUAUAACAGCCGGCUAUGAAAUGGCUAAGAUCUAGUUGAGUGGAUGGUUAAACUCGGAAAUAAUAGUGACAUUAGGGACAACUAGGAAAGUCACUCGUGAAA
This is a messenger RNA of Xylona heveae TC161, 1370 nucleotides long. RefSeq names its product trans-aconitate methyltransferase. NCBI's taxonomy places the organism in Eukaryota, Fungi, Ascomycota, Xylonomycetes, Xylonales, Xylonaceae. The transcript has a single exon. Bases 125 to 1024 code for a protein of 299 amino acids. The record is from RefSeq and is a predicted model, not a curated record. Gene Ontology annotation, molecular function: trans-aconitate 2-methyltransferase activity.